UAUUUAUUAAAUUUAUUUUCAAUAUCCUACAUUCGUUUAUUGUAAGUAACAGAUUUGAAAUAAGGAAUAUCUAGAAAAUUCUAUCGCAAAAAAAUUAAUAAACAAUACACCAUUUUGUAUCAUCGUUUGUUUAAAUUGACUUUAAUUAAGUUAAAGUUGUAAUUUAUUUUUUUUAAAAUUUAAUUUUUAAUACUCAUUACCAUUUCAUUACAUUGUGUUUAUUAAAGUUUUAACGAUAAAAAAACAAACAAACAAACCAACAAAAGUUACUUACAAAUCUUGAUUAAUUACAUAUCAUAUCUAUUCGAAAAAUUAAGGAAAUCAUUAUCGUUGAAGAAACUAGAAAUAAUCUAUUACUUCAUUUUCAAUGAAUAUGCUGAUCAAUUUGACGUCUUCUUCCUCUUCUCCUUCCUCUUCUUCUUCUUCUUCUAAUGAUUAUAUUAAUGAUGUCAAAUUAAAUGAUAAUGGUGAAGUGAUCUUAAAACGUCGUGAAUAUUCAAAUACUAAAUGUUUAUAUUAUUUAUUUACUGAAUUCUUUCAAAAUACAACUGUUUAUCUAUAUGUCAUGACAUUUUUAUUUUCUGGUUUAUUUUGUUUAUCUAUAUUAUUCAUUAUAAGUUAUAUAAUAAUUAAUAAUUUAAUCAUUAUUCUAUUAAAUACUUUCAAUAUAUAUAUCAUCAAUAAUUAUAAAUUAUCAAUAAUCAAUAUAAAUUCAAUAAAUGAAUUUCAAUAUUCAAUUAUUAUUAUUUUAUUUAUUCUAUAUAUAAUUUAUUGGUUAUGGGAUUGGAAUUCAGAAAAUCAUGGUGGACAUCCAAAACAAUUUAUACGUUAUUUAAAAAUAUGGGAAUAUUUAGCAGAUUAUUUUCCAAUACAUUUAGUAAUUAGUAAAGAAUUUAUUAAAUUUAAUAAAAUUCAUAAUCAUCAUAUUAAACAUCAUUCUUAUUUUAUGAAUUCUAUUAUGAAUAAUAAAGAUUAUAAAAAUCAUGAUCAUUUUGAUAAUGAAUUAAUGAAAGAAAAUUAUCUAUGA
Molecule: messenger RNA, 1027 nt
Organism: Schistosoma mattheei
Lineage: Eukaryota; Metazoa; Platyhelminthes; Trematoda; Strigeidida; Schistosomatidae
Source: the annotation of a GenBank genome assembly